Molecule: messenger RNA, 762 nt
Organism: Exserohilum turcica Et28A
Lineage: Eukaryota; Fungi; Ascomycota; Dothideomycetes; Pleosporales; Pleosporaceae
Exons: 2
Molecular function (GO): protein binding
Source: RefSeq, a predicted model, not a curated record
GUCACGCUCAAAGUUGGGCCAGAGCUCAAGAAAUUUAGGGUCCACAAAGCACUGCUCUUGAAACACUCUGAAUAUUUCCGCAAGGCGCUCAGGGGAUCAUGGACAGAGGCAAAAGAGGGAGUCGUCAAGAUCGACGAUAUUGAGCCCGCCGUCGGUAUGCUGCUCUCCCUCAACAUCUUUGUCCAUUGGCUCUACACGCAGAGCUUACCGAAGCCUUGCGACUACAAGGAAUGGUCAGGUUUUGGUGGUUCCGCAGUAACCGUGAACAAACUGAGGGCCUACAUCUUUGCCGACCGUUUCCAGAUUCCCAGCUUCGGGCAAGCCGUGCACAACAAUCUCGUCCAGGAAUUGCAGGAUCAAAGUCUCGCUAUCUGCGAAGAAUACAACCUGUCUCUCAUCACCGAAGCAUAUGACGGUCUGCCGACCGAGAGCCCGAUCCUACAGCUUCUCGUAGACACGCUUUGCGAGAAAAGGAAGGCAUGCGCCCAUCAAGGCCCUGAUGAUAUCAACAAGCUUCCUCCUGCUUUCCUCGCACGUGUGGUAAGAAAUAUGCUUCAUAGCCAGCACCAUCGGCAACAGAAACAAGUUGCAAUGAAGUACCGCUGUUACUACGAGCAUGCAACUGAAAUGAGCCUACGGGCUUGUAACACGAGAAAGACACACAUGAAGUUCAACCACGAGAAAGAAUUUGGCUUUUUUGGCUUGUGCGGAUAUUGUGAGGAGAGUAACACAAGUGAUUUCAAAUGCGACUUUGUCCAUUAG